Messenger RNA from Arabidopsis arenosa, 792 nucleotides. Lineage: Eukaryota; Viridiplantae; Streptophyta; Magnoliopsida; Brassicales; Brassicaceae. The record is from the annotation of a GenBank genome assembly.
AAUUAAGAGUGUUUCUUAUUGUUACAACUUACAUAUAUCGUACAAAAAUGGCGGACGAGAUCACAAUCGGGUUUCGCUUCUAUCCCACGGAAGAGGAACUGGUUGCGUUCUACCUACGAAACCAGCUUGAAGGAAGGAGUGAUGACUCAAUGCACCGUGUCAUUCCUGUUCUUGAUGUCUUUGAGGUCGAGCCUAGUCAUCUUCCAAAUGUUGCGGGAGUGAGAUGUCGAGGAGACGCUGAGCAAUGGUUCUUCUUCGUGCCACGACAAGAACGCGAAGCUAGAGGAGGUAGACCGAGUAGAACCACGGGGUCAGGAUACUGGAAAGCGACUGGAUCACCUGGUCCUGUCUUUUCCAACGACAACCGAAUGAUUGGAGUCAAGAAAACUAUGGUUUUCUACACUGGGAAAGCACCAACCGGAAGAAAAACAAAAUGGAAGAUGAAUGAGUACAAAGCCGUUGACGAAACAGUCAACGCUUCCACAAUCCCUAAGUUGAGACAUGAAUUCAGUUUAUGUCGUGUCUAUAUAACAACAGGAAGCUCCAGAGCUUUUGAUAGACGUCCUGUGGAAGUUUUGCAGACAGAGAGAAUGCUUACAAGUGAUGUUGCGGUGGCUGAGACAUCGUUUCGUGUCGAAAGCUCACCGGAAACUUCGAUUUCAGGAGGAGAACAUAUUGAUCUCUCUAUGAGUACAGAGUUGGUUGAUGGAUUAACAGAGCCAAUCUGGGAAUGGGAACAGCUGAGUUGGCCUUGAAGCUAUAUAGAUUUUAUAAUGAAGCAAAUUUAAGUUG